ACCAUGAGUUGGAGUUUUCUGACCCGCCUGUUAGAGGAGAUCCAGAACCACUCAACCUUUGUUGGCAAAAUCUGGCUGACAGUGUUGAUUGUGUUUCGGAUUGUCCUAAUUGCUGUGGGAGGAGAAUCCAUUUAUUAUGACGAACAAAGCAAGUUUGUGUGCAACACGGAGCAGCCUGGCUGUGAGAAUGUCUGCUACGACUCCUUCGCUCCUCUCUCACAUGUCAGGUUCUGGGUGUUCCAGAUCAUUCUCGUGGCCACUCCCUCAGUGCUGUACUUAGGCUACGCCAUCCAUAAAAUUGCCCGGAUGGUGGAGCACAGCGAAGCCAGCAGGAGAGCCAGGAGGAGGAGCUUGCCCAUCCGCUGGAAGCAGCACCGGGGCUUGGAAGAAGCUGAGGGUGACCACGAGGAAGACCCCAUGAUGUACCCAGAGACGGAGGUGGAGAGCGUGCGGGAGAGUAAAGAGAAGCAGAGCCCUGCCAAAGCCAAGCACGACGGCCGGCGGCAGAUCCGGGAGGAUGGGCUCAUGAGGAUUUAUGUCCUGCAGCUCCUGGCCAGGGCCCUGUUUGAGGUUGGCUUCCUGGUGGGGCAGUAUUUCCUGUAUGGCUUCCAGGUGAGCCCCGUGUUCGUGUGCAGCAGGAAGCCCUGCCCGCACAACGUCGAUUGUUUCAUUUCCAGGCCGACCGAAAAGACCAUUUUCCUGCUGAUAAUGUACGGGGUGAGCUGCAUGUGUCUGCUCCUGAAUGUCUGGGAGAUGCUGCACUUGGGGUUUGGCACCAUCCGGGACACGCUGAAUGCCAAGAAGAAGGAGCUGGUUGACUCUGGGACCUUCAACUACCCCUUCACCUGGAACACACCCUCGGCUCCCCCAGGAUACAACAUCGCGCUGAAGCCGGAGCAGAUGCAGUGCACAGAGCUGUCAAACGCCAAGAUGGCCUACAAGCAGAACAAAGCCAACAUAGCUCAGGAACAGCAGUAUGGCAGCAACGAAGGGAACAUUCCCACUGACCUGGAGAUCCUGCAGAGGGAAAUCAAAGUGGCUCAGGACCGCCUGGACCUUGCUAUCCAGGCUUACAACAACCAAAACAACCCCAGCAGUUCCAGAGGGAAGAAAUCCAAAGCGGGCUCAAACAAAAGCAGUGCCAGUAGCAAGUCAGGAGAUGGGAAGAAUUCGGUCUGGAUUUAA
Cinclus cinclus is the source of this 1185-nucleotide messenger RNA. It is a transcript of the gene GJC1, whose product is annotated as gap junction protein gamma 1. The coding region runs from base 4 to 1185 and encodes 393 amino acids. Lineage: Eukaryota; Metazoa; Chordata; Aves; Passeriformes; Cinclidae. Gene Ontology annotation, biological process: cell communication. The transcript has a single exon. Gene Ontology annotation, cellular component: connexin complex. The record is from RefSeq and is a predicted model, not a curated record.